AUGUCAACCAACAUCACCUGGCACUCCGGCCUGACUCGUCAAGAGCGAAGUGAAUUGCGAAAGCAGAAGGGGUGCACAGUAUGGUUCACCGGUCUGUCAGCAUCCGGCAAGUCAACCAUCGCCAUUGCGCUUGAGCAACAUCUUCUACACCUUGGUCUGGCAACGUACAGACUGGACGGCGACAACGUCCGUUUUGGCUUGAACAAGGAUCUGGGCUUCUCGCCGAAGGAUAGGGAGGAGAACAUCAGACGGAUAGCAGAAGUCGCCAAGCUCUUUGCGGACUCCACGACCAUUGCACUGACGUCCUUCAUCUCUCCCUACAAGGCCGACCGUCAAAUUGCCCGAGAUCUCCACUCCGACACCAAGAACACCGACUCACCCCUACCUUUCAUCGAAGUGUUCAUCGAUAUUCCCGUUGAAGAAGCCGAGAAGCGUGAUCCCAAGGGUCUGUACAAGAAGGCUCGCGCUGGGGAGAUCAAGGAGUUCACGGGCAUCAGUGCACCGUAUGAGCGACCGGAGAAUGCAGAGAUCCAUAUUCACUCCGAGAAGACGAGUGUGGAGGAGGCGGUGGUCAUCAUCACGAAACAUUUGGAGGAGAAGGGCUUGUUGAAGUUGCCAUGGUACAACUUCACUAUGCUGCUGAUCCAGGAAUUCUAA
Recurvomyces mirabilis is the source of this 657-nucleotide messenger RNA. RefSeq names its product Adenylyl-sulfate kinase (gene MET14). NCBI's taxonomy places the organism in Eukaryota, Fungi, Ascomycota, Dothideomycetes, Mycosphaerellales, Teratosphaeriaceae. Bases 1 to 657 code for a protein of 218 amino acids. The transcript has 4 exons. Gene Ontology annotation, molecular function: ATP binding; adenylylsulfate kinase activity. The record is from RefSeq and is a predicted model, not a curated record. Gene Ontology annotation, biological process: sulfate assimilation.